CACUGAAAUAGAUACAAGUGAUAAGGAGAACGCACUGUAUUACUCCUAGCAAUCACAAUGUGAAUUUUAAUUGAAUGUUGGUUGUUUCCGUCGAGCCUUCCUUACAUCCGGUUCGUUUCCUGCGAAAAAAUAUUAUCGAAAAUAGCACUUGAUUUUCAAUUGUAAUCUUGUUUCAAUAAGUGUUUCAGAAUAACCUAAGUAUGUUAAGUGGAGCCGAAUUUAUAUUAUCCUCAGCAGGCAUUUCAAAGCUGAUUUCUUUGAUUUGUAUGAUUGUCGGGGGCCUGAUUUUUAUUGUUGCUGGAGAUUGUACUGAUUCUUCAUUUUGGUCAAUGUUCUACAUAAGUUCUACGACAAUAAGUGCCUUACUAUCUUUUUUCUCCUAUACGAUGUAUGCCUUGAAUUUGAUCAAAAGCGACGAAGGCUUGAAAGUGCAGAAUAUGGUAGAGAUAACAUUCGCUUAUAUUGUAUUUUUGGUACUUCUGAUUGCUUCCAUCUUGAUGACGACUUCAUGUAACAAAAAAUAUGCCAUCGACUUCGUCCCAGAGCCACUAACCAUUAUCGGUGCCAUUCUGUUAGCAAUAGGAGCAACACUCCUUUUUCUGGAUUGGCGUUCUGGAGAUAAUGCAGAACAUUUACAAAUGAGUUUUGCAGAACCUGUGAGACCGCAACCAAACCACCAUACUAUUAAUCCAACUACGUAUAGAAAAUCAAUUCUUGUAUAGUUUUUAUUGAUGAAUAACGA
This is a messenger RNA of Uranotaenia lowii, 742 nucleotides long. RefSeq lists its product as uncharacterized. NCBI's taxonomy places the organism in Eukaryota, Metazoa, Arthropoda, Insecta, Diptera, Culicidae. The transcript has 4 exons. Bases 201 to 722 code for a protein of 173 amino acids. The record is from RefSeq and is a predicted model, not a curated record.